GGUCUGUAAUCAUAGGGCAGUUAACAGCGGCCGCAGCGGCAGAGGUAGUCCGACGAGGUGGAGGAACGAGAGCACCAUGAACACACAGGUGUUUCUGAGGGGUAAUUAGAUAGCUGUGGAGGAGAAAAUACACCUUUGAGUUCUUACCUGUGAACACAAAAGCACUGAGCGAGACAGUCUGAAAGCCAAGAGGAGGAGGUUUGGUCAGUCACACCAAGAGACACCAAAGUUGAAAGUUUGGGUUUUUUUUUUUUUUCUUUUUCUUCUGUUUCAUUUUUCCCGUGUGCCACUACAAUGGUCAGAAAGCCUGUGGUGUCCACCAUCUCCAGUGGAGGUUACCUGCAGGGGAAUGUUAAUGGGAAGCUGCCUUCCUUGGGUGGCAAGGAGCCACCUGGGCAGGAGAAAGUGGUGCUGAAGAAGAAAAUCACUUUGCUGAGGGGCAUCUCCAUCAUCAUUGGCACCAUCAUUGGAGCAGGAAUCUUCAUCUCUCCCAAGGGCGUGCUCCAGAACACGGGCAGCGUGGGCAUGUCUCUGAUUAUCUGGACAGUCUGUGGGGUCCUGUCACUAUUUGGAGCCUUGUCCUAUGCUGAACUGGGAACAAGUAUAAAGAAAUCUGGUGGUCAUUAUACAUACAUUCUGGAAGUCUUUGGCCCAUUACCAGCUUUUGUACGAGUCUGGGUAGAACUGCUCAUAGUACGCCCUGCAGCCACCGCUGUGAUUUCUCUGGCUUUUGGACGCUACAUUCUGGAACCAUUAUUUAUUCAAUGUGAAAUUCCUGAACUUGCGAUCAAGCUCAUUACAGCUGUGGGCAUAACUGUAGUGAUGGUCCUAAACAGCAUGAGUGUCAGCUGGAGCACCCGGAUCCAGAUUUUCCUAACCUUUUGCAAGCUCACAGCAAUUCUGAUAAUUAUAGUCCCUGGAGUUAUGCAGCUAAUUAAAGGGCAAACACAACACUUUAAAGACGCCUUCUCAGGAAGAGAUGCGAGUAUUAUGGGGUUGCCACUGGCUUUUUAUUAUGGAAUGUAUGCAUAUGCUGGCUGGUUCUAUCUCAACUUUGUUACUGAAGAAGUGGAAAAUCCUGAAAAAACCGUCCCCCUUGCCAUUUGUAUCUCCAUGGCCGUCGUCACCGUUGGCUAUGUGCUAACAAAUGUGGCCUACUUUACGACCAUUAGUGCCGAGGAGCUGUUGCUGUCAAAUGCGGUGGCGGUGACCUUUUCUGAGCGGCUACUGGGAAAUUUCUCAUUAGCAGUUCCGAUCUUUGUUGCCCUCUCCUGCUUUGGCUCCAUGAAUGGUGGUGUGUUUGCUGUCUCCAGGUUAUUCUAUGUUGCGUCUCGAGAGGGUCACCUUCCAGAACUCCUCUCCAUGAUUCAUGUCCGCAAGCACACCCCUCUGCCAGCAGUUAUUGUUUUGUACCCUUUGACGAUGAUAAUGCUCUUCUCUGGGGACCUCUACAGCCUUUUGAAUUUCCUCAGUUUUGCCAGGUGGCUUUUUAUUGGGCUGGCGGUUGCUGGGCUGAUUUAUCUUCGAUACAAACGCCCAGAUAUGCAUCGUCCUUUCAAGGUGCCGCUGUUCAUCCCAGCAUUGUUUUCCUUCACGUGUUUCUUCAUGGUUGCCCUUUCCCUGUAUUCGGACCCAUUUAGUACAGGGAUUGGCUUCAUCAUUACUCUGACUGGGGUUCCUGCAUACUAUCUCUUUAUCAUAUGGGACAAGAAACCCAAGUGGUUUAGAAGAAUGUCAGGUUCUCUGGCACUGAUGCCUAUACCAUCAUGUGAUAUGUGAAAUAAAAUGGAUUUUUCUACAGUUUAAUGGUUUCCCUCUGGGGAGAGUUCUGGUACAGCAAUCACACUGCCAGAUGGUGUUUAUGGGCUCUUUGUGUGAAUGGUAAGAUACUAUGAAAUAAGAGUGCUUUCAUCUGAUGGAAAGUCUUGACACAUGUGUUUUUGUAUAGAAUAAAUUUUCGUGCAAUAUGAUGUCACUCAAUUUUGCAAUGAAUUUAAUUUCAUUUGUAUUUAUGUAUCUGCAUACCCGUCAUGCUUCUAGUUGCUUCAAGCUUUGUAUAUGUAUUUUUGUCCAUAUUUUUUACUUGAAAAUAUUUUAAAUGGAAAUAAAAUAAACAUUUGAUAGUUUACAUAA
This is a messenger RNA of Odobenus rosmarus divergens (Pacific walrus), 2133 nucleotides long. RefSeq names its product cystine/glutamate transporter-like (gene SLC7A11). The record is from RefSeq and is a predicted model, not a curated record. Gene Ontology annotation, molecular function: L-amino acid transmembrane transporter activity. Bases 295 to 1779 code for a protein of 494 amino acids. Lineage: Eukaryota; Metazoa; Chordata; Mammalia; Carnivora; Odobenidae. The transcript has 12 exons. Gene Ontology annotation, cellular component: membrane. Gene Ontology annotation, biological process: amino acid transmembrane transport.